AUGGCCGCCGACGCGACGCCGCCGCGUCAUCGCGCGCCGCCGCCGCCGCCACUCUCCUUCCCUUCCCGAGGCACGACGGGAAAGGAGGCGCGCGCGAGAGCCCGCCUGAGAGGAGAAGGGGAGGAGGCGACGGCGGCCGCCGAGGCGACGCGAGCGCGCAGUCCUCGUUCGCGUCCGGCGGGCGUCGAGCUUCGGGACGCGAUGUCGAACGCGGGGACGCGCAGGACCGGCUCGAGUAUCAAAGUCCGCCUCACAGUACUUUGUGCCAAGAACCUUGCAAAAAAAGAUUUCUUCAGGCUUCCUGACCCGUUCGCAAAGGUGGUGGUCGAUGGAUCGGGCCAGUGCCACUCGACUGACACCGUGAAGAACACGUUAGAUCCCAAGUGGAACCAGCAUUAUGACUUAUACAUCGGGAAGUCAGAUUCGAUCACCAUCAGUGUCUGGAACCACAAGAAAAUACACAAGAAACAGGGAGGUGGCUUCCUGGGGUGCGUCCGGCUCCUUUCCAACGCCAUCAGCAGGCUAAAAGAUACUGGAUACCAGCGUUUGGAUCUAUGCAAACUAAACCCCACAGAUACUGAUGCGGUUCGAGGCCAGAUAGUAGUCAGCUUGCAGACGCGGGACAGGAUAGGCACAGGAGGGUCUGUCGUCGAUUGCAGGGGGCUGUUGGAGAAUGAAGGAACGGUUUAUGAAGACUCAGGACCCGGAAGGCCGCUGAGCUGCUACAUGGAAGAGCCAGCGCCGUAUACGGACAGCACGGGGGCUGCCGGGGGAGGGAACUGUCGGUUUGUGGAGUCUCCUAGCCAGGACCAGACAUCGCAGGCCCAGCGGUUGCGGGCUCCUGACGUGAGAGGCCACGUACAGACUCCCCAGAACCGGCCGCAUGGCCAUCAGUCACCAUCUCCUGACCUGCCCGAAGGCUACGAACAAAGAACAACUGUACAGGGACAGGUUUAUUUUUUGCAUACACAAACUGGCGUUAGCACAUGGCAUGACCCCAGGAUACCAAGGGACCUUAACAGUGUGAAUUGUGAUGAACUUGGACCUCUGCCGCCAGGCUGGGAAGUUAGAAGCACGGUGUCCGGAAGAAUAUAUUUUGUAGAUCAUAAUAACAGAACCACCCAGUUCACGGACCCAAGAUUGCAUCAUAUUAUGAACCACCAAUGCCAGUUGAAAGAACCCAACCAGCCUUUGUCAGUGCAGAACGAGGGGUCGUUGGAAGACAGUGAAGAGCUGCCGGCGCAGAGAUACGAGCGGGACCUGGUGCAAAAACUUAAGAUCCUUCGGCACGAGCUCUCCCUCCAGCAGCCCCAGGCUGGUCACUGCCGCAUCGAAGUGUCGAGGGAAGAAAUAUUUGAGGAAUCCUACCGUCAGAUAAUGAAGAUGCGGCCAAAAGACCUGAAGAAGAGGCUGAUGGUGAAGUUCCGAGGCGAGGAGGGUUUGGAUUACGGUGGCGUGGCCAGGGAAUGGCUGUACCUGCUGUGCCAUGAAAUGUUGAACCCCUAUUAUGGACUCUUCCAGUACUCCACUGAUAACAUUUACAUGCUGCAAAUAAAUCCGGACUCCUCUAUCAAUCCCGACCAUCUGUCUUACUUCCACUUUGUUGGUCGGAUAAUGGGCCUGGCCGUCUUCCAUGGGCACUACAUCAACGGGGGCUUCACGGUCCCUUUCUACAAGCAGCUGCUGGGCAAGCCCAUCCAGCUGUCCGAUCUGGAAUCCGUUGACCCGGAGCUGCACAAGAGCCUUGUUUGGAUUUUAGAGAACGACAUCACUCCCGUUCUGGACCACACCUUCUGCGUGGAGCACAAUGCCUUCGGCAGGAUCCUGCAGCAUGAGCUCAAGCCGAACGGCAGGAACGUCCCUGUCACAGAGGAGAACAAGAAAGAAUAUGUCAGGCUGUACGUUAAUUGGCGGUUCAUGAGAGGAAUCGAGGCCCAGUUCUUGGCUCUCCAGAAGGGUUUUAACGAGCUCAUCCCUCAGCACCUCCUGAAGCCUUUCGACCAGAAGGAACUCGAGCUCAUCAUAGGAGGCCUGGACAAGAUUGAUUUGAGCGACUGGAAGUCCAACACACGCUUGAAGCACUGCACGGGGGACAGCAGCAUCGUCAAGUGGUUCUGGCAGGCGGUGGAAGCCUUCGACGAGGAGAGAAGGGCGCGGCUGCUGCAGUUCGUGACGGGCUCCACCCGGGUUCCGCUUCAGGGCUUCAAGGCUCUGCAAGGCGCGGCAGGACCCAGGCUCUUCACCAUCCACUUGAUAGAUGCCAACACCGACAACCUUCCAAAAGCUCAUACUUGCUUUAACCGAAUCGACAUCCCGCCUUACGAGUCCUAUGAGAAGCUAUACGAGAAGCUCCUGACUGCCGUGGAAGAGACGUGUGGGUUUGCAGUGGAGUGAGCGGGCAACCAAAGGAAAACAGAUUCUAGCUCAUGGACCACCAAACCAAAAGCUUGUAAGAAGAAGCUUGCUGUGAACUUCCGUUGUCCAAAGCAUUGGGACGCUAAAAGUAC
Messenger RNA from Euleptes europaea (tarantolino), 2507 nucleotides. RefSeq names its product SMAD specific E3 ubiquitin protein ligase 1 (gene SMURF1). Bases 1 to 2394 code for a protein of 797 amino acids. NCBI's taxonomy places the organism in Eukaryota, Metazoa, Chordata, Lepidosauria, Squamata, Sphaerodactylidae. The record is from RefSeq and is a predicted model, not a curated record. Gene Ontology annotation, molecular function: ubiquitin protein ligase activity; protein binding. The transcript has 19 exons. Gene Ontology annotation, biological process: negative regulation of BMP signaling pathway; ubiquitin-dependent protein catabolic process.